AUGUACAUCGUUGAUCUAUUACCUUACAAGCAACGUGGUACUCAUGGUCCACUUCAUUGUGCUUAUGUUCAUGAAACAGUAACAGCUCUUCCUCGUCCAGUUGAUAAAUCAAUGAUAAUUCCGUUUGAAUUAAAAAGAAGAAUUCAGUACAAGGCUGUAUGGAAAAAAACAUUUAUUAAUCCAACGCAUACUACAGAAGCUUUAGAAUGUUUUAAGAAUAUAAAUGACAAUUAUAAAGAGAUAGAAAUUAAUGAAAUUGAUCAUAAUUAUCUUGCAAAUCAUCCAGCUAUAAUUAAUAAGCAAGCUAGUGCUAAUAACGGUGAAAGUGAAACAAUAGAUGGUAGAACUGACAGUGAAGGUAACGAUGUUGUUCGAGAAGCAAUGCAUGUAGAUAAUAACAAUGAUUAUAAUGUUGUUGACACACAAACUGUAGCCGACGAUGUUGGUGAAAGAAACGAUGAAAUUGAUAGUGAAAGUGAUUCAGAUAGUGAAAUACGAGUAGAAGAUACAGAAGAUCCGCGAAGUAAAUUUAAUUUAAGUACACAUUCAUGUUUACAACCUACAGAUUUAGAAAAUUAUGUUUUAAAUCAAAAGAUAGUUAGUCUAGCGCCCACAGAACAGAAUAAACCGUUGUCUUUGUUGAAAGAUCUUACUGUUGAGGCUUUAGCAUUCUCUCAUAUCUUUCCAAAUGAUAAAGGUACAUUUAACAAUCCGCGUGAGAAAAGUCUAUCUUAUUCUUUAUUUAAUACGCGUCUUUUCAGUGCUGAUCUCGCAGAGGAUGCUACAUAUGUUUUUUUUUCUUCAAUAUCU
Molecule: messenger RNA, 810 nt
Organism: Didymodactylos carnosus
Lineage: Eukaryota; Metazoa; Rotifera; Eurotatoria; Philodinida; Philodinidae
Source: the annotation of a GenBank genome assembly